AUGGACAGCACCACAUUCAUUAUCCUCGAGCAACUGGCGGACAAUGUAGUAGCCCAGGAAGCCGCAUCCUCCGGUGACGAGUACAUCGCCAACAAUGGCGGCAUCGACCUCGACCUGGCCCGCUGGACGCAUCCUCCCGGCCUUCUGGAGGACCCCGACUCGCGCGACGUUGCGUUUGGACCAGACGCUCUUCCUGCGGCGCGGGGUAAACCGCUGGACGAAGUAGUGCUCGUCCAGGGCCUUGCGCUGCCCGUCUAUCCAGCCAAAGCACAGGGCCAGCUCGACCGCCUCGUCUUCUUCUUGCCGAUCUUGAGCCACACCACCCCGAGGCCCUCGGUGCCCUUGUGGUUCUCCUCAAGCCACGACUCCCACGCGGCCGCGUCGCGGAAGAGCAGAGUCGGCGGCGAAGGAGGUGCGGAUGAUGAUGGUGCUGGUAUGGUGGUAUUUGCAGCGGGGGAUGCGUCGAUUGUUGCGGCUAGUGCUUUUGCUUUCGCCGAGGCUGCCGAGGCUGCCGUGACCGCCUUGGCUCUGGUCUGUCGAGUAGUCCUCGGCAUAUCGGUCAUGAGGGAGGACCCCCACAAAAAAAAGCUUGAUUGUGUUUGA
Messenger RNA from Pyricularia pennisetigena, 603 nucleotides. RefSeq lists its product as uncharacterized. Bases 1 to 603 code for a protein of 200 amino acids. NCBI's taxonomy places the organism in Eukaryota, Fungi, Ascomycota, Sordariomycetes, Magnaporthales, Pyriculariaceae. The transcript has 3 exons. The record is from RefSeq and is a predicted model, not a curated record.